UUGAUCAUUUUUGUGUGUGAAAUUUUCACGGAGGAAGCGAAAGAGAGAGAGAAUUGCGAGUCUCUCACUUUCACUUGCAUUUCACAGAUCAGAUCGAAACUACACCACCAUCAUCAUCAACAACGACCCUCAAAAUUCUCGUACAAUCUUCAAAAAAUUUCUGAAAUUUCCCCCAGAUCCGCCCAUCAAUUCUUCUCCAUUUCGUAUGGUUGUAAUUGUUUACGUGGAUUGGUGAUACAAAUUCAGUUGGGUGUAGUUUGUUUUUGGGUUUUCAAUGGCGUGUAUAAAGGGUGUGAAUCGAUCGGCGUCCGUUGCUAUAGCACCUGACGGGCCGUACAUGGCCGCCGGAACGAUGGCGGGUGCUGUGGAUCUGUCAUUCAGCUCAUCUGCCAAUCUCGAGAUCUUCAAGCUUGAUUUCCAGUCGGAUGAUAAGGACUUUCCUGUAAUUGGGGAUUCUCCGAGUUCCGAACGCUUCAAUCGCCUCUCCUGGGGAAAGAACGGAUCGGGCUCUGAACAAUUUUCUCUCGGCCUCAUUGCCGGUGGACUCGUCGAUGGGAACAUUGAUAUUUGGAACCCUCUUGCGCUGAUCCGUCCCGAGGCAGGUGAAACUCCUCUAGUUGGACAUCUAUCAAGGCAUAAAGGGCCUGUGCGUGGUUUAGAGUUCAAUACAAUUACACCAAACUUGCUUGCGUCCGGUGCUGAUGAUGGUGAAAUCUGCAUAUGGGAUUUAGCCAACCCAGCACAACCUAUUCAUUUUCCACCUCUGAAGGGUAGUGGCUCUGCAGCUCAGGGUGAAAUUUCCUUUUUAUCGUGGAAUAGCAAAGUUCAACAUAUAUUAGCCUCCACAUCAUAUAAUGGAACAACAGUUGUUUGGGACCUGAAGAAGCAAAAACCAGUUAUAAGUUUUUCAGAUUCCACUAGAAGACGCUGCUCCGUGCUGCAGUGGAAUCCUGAUCUUGCAACCCAACUUGUUGUUGCUUCAGAUGACGAUGAUUCUCCCUCUCUCAGGCUUUGGGAUAUGCGAAAUAUUAUGACCCCAGUUAAAGAAUUUGUGGGCCACACUAGAGGUGUAAUUGCAAUGUCAUGGUGUCCCACCGAUACCUCCUACUUGCUAACCUGUGCCAAAGACAACAGAACUAUCUGCUGGGAUACUAUUUCUGGAGAUAUUGUGUGCGAAUUGCCUGCUAGUACCAACUGGAACUUUGAUGUACAUUGGUAUCCUAGGAUUCCUGGUGUUAUAUCAGCAUCCUCAUUUGAUGGGAAGAUUGGCAUGUAUAAUAUUGAGAGUUGCAGCCGAUAUGGCGUAGGAGAGAAUGAUUUUAAUACAGUAUCUUUGAGAGCACCAAAGUGGUAUAAACGUCCAGUUGGGGCCUCUUUUGGAUUUGGAGGAAAGUUAGUAUCAUUUCAACCUAAGACUCCUAUUGCUGGUGCUUCAGAGGUUUAUGUGCAUGACUUGGUAAUGGAGCACAGUUUGGUUACUCGUUCAUCUGAAUUUGAAGCUGCAAUACAAAAUGGUGAACGCUCUUCUCUCAGGGUUUUAUGCGAUCAGAAGUCUAGAAUAUCCGAUUUGGAGGAUGACCGGGAAACAUGGGGGUUCCUGAAAGUCAUGUUUGAAGAUGAUGGUACUGCAAGGACGAAGCUUCUUAGCCAUCUUGGAUUUAGCGUAUCAACUGAAUCGCAAGACUCACAAGGAGAGAUUUCCCAGGAUGUAGGUGCUCUCCAACUGAAUGAUGCAGUAGCAGCAGAUAAUAUUGGAUAUGGGGAUGGUAGAGAGGCCACGUUAUUUCCGUCUGACAAUGGGGAGGACUUCUUUAACAAUCUGCCCAGUCCAAAAGCUGAUACACCUUUAUCAACUGCUGGUGAUAACCAUGCUGCUGAGGAUACUGUUGCUGCAGAAGAACCACAAGUUGAGGAGGGAGUGGAAGACAAUGGAGUUUCAUCAUUUGCUGAUGGUGUGCAACGGGCAUUGGUUGUUGGUGAUUAUAAGGGGGCUGUUGGGUUGUGUGUAUCUGCAAACAAAAUGGCUGAUGCCUUGGUUAUUGCUCACGUUGGCGGUGGAUCCUUGUGGGAGAAUACACGAGAUCAAUAUCUAAAAAUGUCCCAUUCACCGUACUUAAAGAUUGUUUCUGCAAUGGUCAACAACGAUCUAUUGAGCCUUGUGAAUACGAGGCCCCUGAAAUUCUGGAAAGAAACACUUGCCCUUCUCUGCAGUUUUGCACAAAAAGAUGAAUGGACCAUGCUCUGUGAUACUCUUGCUUCAAAACUUAUGGUUGCCGGUUACACACUUCCAGCAACUCUGUGCUUUAUAUGUGCUGGAAAUAUUGAUAAAACUGUUGAAAUCUGGUCGAGGAGCUUGUCUACUGAUCGUGAAGGAAAAUCUUAUGUUGAUCUUCUUCAGGAUUUGAUGGAAAAGACUAUUGUGCUUGCUUUGGCCACUGGACAAAAGAGAUUUAGUGUAACUUUAUGCAAGCUUGUUGAGAAAUAUGCUGAAAUAUUGGCAAGUCAAGGACAGCUAACAACGGCCUUGGAGUAUAUUAAGUUAUUGGGAUCUGAAGAAUUGACGCCUGAACUUGUGAUCCUGAGAGAUAGAAUUUCCCUCUCUACAGAAUCUGAUAAAAACAACAAGGCAUCGACUAUUGAAUACUCUCAGCAACCAAGUGAAAAUAUGUAUGGUGCUGAAGCCACCAAACAUUAUUAUCAGGAGUCUGCUUCAGCACAAUUCCAUCAGAAUAUCCCUAGCACCACAUACAACGAUAACUAUGCCCAGACUGCAUAUACGGGGAGAGGAUACGCUGCUCCUACACCAUAUCAGCCUGCAGCACAGCCUAAUUUAUUUCUUCCAUCACAGGCGCCACAGGCUCCAGAGACAAAUUUCACUGCACCCCCUGCUCAGCCUGCUUCGAGGCCAUUUGUUCCUGCAACACCUCAUGCUUUGAGAAAUGUGGAAAAAUAUCAACAGCCCACUUUGGGUUCUCAGUUGUACCCUGGAACUGCAAACCCUACUUAUCAACCUAUACAAUCAACUGCUUCAGUUGGUUCUGUCCCAUCACACAUGGACCCAGUUCCUGGGCAUACAAUGCCUCAGGUUGUGGCUCCCGCUCCUCCAUCAAGGGGAUUCAUGCCAGUUCCUAAUCCAGGAACUGUUCAGCUUCCUGGUAUGGGUUUGCCUCAGCCAUCCAGCCCUCCUACACAAUCUACUCCAACACAGCCAGCGCUAACAGCUCCGGCUCCACCACCAACCGUGCAGACUGCUGAUACUUCAAACGUACCUGCUCAUCAAAAAGCUGUGGUAGCAACGUUGACUAGACUUUUCAACGAGACCUCAGAAGCAUUGGGAGGCGCCCGUGCAAAUCCAGGUAAGAAGCGGGAAAUUGAAGACAACUCGAGGAAGAUAGGUGCAUUGUUCAGCAAACUGAACAGCGGUGAUAUAUCUAAAAAUGCUGCUGAAAAGGUUGGUCAGCUCUGCCAGGCUCUGGAUGCUGGCGAUUAUGGCCGUGCCUUACAAAUUCAGGUUCUUCUUACGACAAGCGAAUGGGACGAGUGCAGCUUCUGGCUGGCUACGCUGAAACGAAUGAUCAAGACGAGGCAGAACAUGAGGUUGAGUUAGGGAAGACACAUGAUAGCCAUUUCUGUUUUUUUUUUUUUUCUCCUUUUUUUGGAAAUUAUUUUUCCUUCUUAUAGCUCUACCCUUCUUGUGCCACCAAUCCUUACACACACACACACACGCACACACACACAAACACAAGAAUGGCGUCCCUUGAUGAUUGCAGCUUCCGGAUUUUGCCCCAAUGUUCUCCUCUAUGAGCUUGUCUGGUUUCAAAUUGAAAGAGUUAGCUCUCAAGUAUAACUGAUUGUUGUUCUUAUUUUGUAGUUUAGAAUUGAGGAGAAAGUCCCAUUUUGAAUGAAUUUAUCUUUCUUCAUUUUAUAAAUGCAUCCCUGAGCCGUUUCUUAGCUUGCAUA
This is a messenger RNA of Cucurbita moschata (crookneck pumpkin), 3960 nucleotides long. Its product is annotated as protein transport protein SEC31 homolog B-like. The record is from RefSeq and is a predicted model, not a curated record. Gene Ontology annotation, molecular function: protein binding; structural molecule activity. Gene Ontology annotation, biological process: endoplasmic reticulum to Golgi vesicle-mediated transport; intracellular protein transport; COPII-coated vesicle cargo loading. Gene Ontology annotation, cellular component: COPII vesicle coat; endoplasmic reticulum exit site. The coding region runs from base 275 to 3607 and encodes 1110 amino acids. NCBI's taxonomy places the organism in Eukaryota, Viridiplantae, Streptophyta, Magnoliopsida, Cucurbitales, Cucurbitaceae. The transcript is spliced from 22 exons.